AUGGACUGGGAAUAUGCAGAAAGCGUGGCGGGACUAGCCAACGAUAUCUAUGAUCAUCACGAAUACCUGUUCGAAGAGAAUUCUCCAAGAGACGGACAAUUUCAGCUCCUGGUCGUGAACGCAGCUGCAGAUGACGACGAAGAAGUCUUCGUCUACGUAUGCCGCUUAUAUUCUUCAAUGGUAGAGGUUCUUUCGCAAGUUUGUGAUAUGCUGAAUGAAUUUGAGAACAAGAAUCCGGGUCCAUACUAUCCUGCCUUGUACGUUGACUGCAUCGCGACAACGCCGAAUGUUGUUCAGGUCGUCCUUGGCAUGUCGCUUGAUUUCAAUGCCGUGGGAGUUUUGGACCGUCUUGUGGUGUUCUUCGAUGAGGAGUUGGCGCGUCGUCAAAUGAUUUUGUGCGAUUCUGAUACCGGGACGGAUUCGGGGGGCUCUGACGACGUCGAUGAUGAUGAGGAAAUUGAUUUGUGA
This is a messenger RNA of Penicillium cosmopolitanum, 468 nucleotides long. RefSeq lists its product as uncharacterized. The coding region runs from base 1 to 468 and encodes 155 amino acids. The record is from RefSeq and is a predicted model, not a curated record. NCBI's taxonomy places the organism in Eukaryota, Fungi, Ascomycota, Eurotiomycetes, Eurotiales, Aspergillaceae. The transcript has a single exon.